GUGGUCUAAAACAGCCUCAAAAAUCCCCACUUGGGAACAUACAUAUUGAUGAGAAUUUUGGUGUCAAUCACCCUUGUCUCUAUUGACAACAGUCUGUGAUUGGUUGGCACUUUUGAAGGCGGGCUGUAGUAAUGUUUACCUUCUUGCUUCACCCCCGUGGCUUUUUUGCGCGAACUGUCCUAUUGAUAUGCGUACCUGCAAUCACAACCAAUUGUUCUACGAUUUCGCACAUUUUAACAAUACAUCGCGUGGGUAUGAUCAUUAGCUUCUCUGGCGACAAACUGACAACACCGUUUCAAACUACGCUCCUGCACCUCUGUUCCGAUCUCGUCAACAUGCCCAAAACUAAACCGUCCAAGAAGUCCCAAUCGGCCGCGUCUGGGUGCAGCAUCAACGUCACGAUUGACGGACCAAGCCACCGGCUGAGCGCGCGAGCUCGGGGCGGCCCACCGACUCUAAGAAAUCCUCGGCGGGACUGGCGUUUCUGGCGCGGAGCUUCCACGGCGGUCAAGACCGAGAUCACGCCUGUCUUCAGACGGUGGAUGCGUGAGACGGUCCCCGAGCAGGACAAGCUGGACUUCGCCAUGCUGGACUUGGACGGAAAGAUUGAGGAGAUAGCCGGCAGCGCUCUUCUCUUGGCCGGGCCGCUAAACGACUUCUACCUCACCAAGAUCGGGGGAGAAGUCUCAGCCCGGCUCAAGAGAAACAACAGUACCGGCAUGGCCAGCUUCGAGAGGGACAUCCCACCGACCGUGUUCUCGCAGCUGAUGUACCUCAUGAAGCGAUAUGGCGGCCAUGUCGACCUGUCCCAGACCAGCAAACCCGGCAUGUACGGCAACGUCGAGGUGACGAUCACAAGCCUUGACGUUCUGAAGAAAGUGCUCAGUGGGACAAGAUCUGAUGGGAGGAACUACCUGGCCAAGUUCCAUUUUGACAAGGAACGAACCCCUGAUGGAGUACGCAGCCACUACAGGGGAAAGAGCAAGGUGGUGGUCAGUGAGUCCAGGCCGUUCCGGUUCUCAUACAACAGCAGCAGAGGGAGGCUGACUGUCUCCUUCUACCGACAGACCUGGGACCGGAAUGGCCUAGUAGAGGACACGAUGCUGCAGGCUGCUCUCUAGAACUAGAACUUUUUGAACCGUCCCGUGAAAUAUAUAGGCUAGAUGCAUUGAGUUAGAUCAUUGAACUAAAGUAUAGGUGUAAAGAGGUCAUACCAUCUAGAAUCUACAGUCUCUUCUCUCUUUUUAAAACUUGUGUAAACAGAUUGGCAGAGCAUUUCCAGUACAUUUUUACUUUUUAGUCGACAUUAUGUAGCUAAACAUUUCGUCCUUGAUUAAACAUGGUCUAGUUGUAGUGUACUUAUGAGCAAUAUUCUGUUGUUUGGAGGAGUCUGGUUGUCUACCAACGUAGCGAAUGGUCGUUCAAUUUGUAGUGAAUGAAAGGUGUUCAUUUAUUCAAUAAAGGUCAGACAAUUGAA
Messenger RNA from Branchiostoma floridae (Florida lancelet), 1477 nucleotides. RefSeq lists its product as uncharacterized. The transcript is spliced from 3 exons. NCBI's taxonomy places the organism in Eukaryota, Metazoa, Chordata, Leptocardii, Amphioxiformes, Branchiostomatidae. The record is from RefSeq and is a predicted model, not a curated record. The coding region runs from base 132 to 1121 and encodes 329 amino acids.